Messenger RNA from Paramecium tetraurelia, 741 nucleotides. RefSeq lists its product as uncharacterized. The transcript has a single exon. NCBI's taxonomy places the organism in Eukaryota, Ciliophora, Oligohymenophorea, Peniculida, Parameciidae. The record is from RefSeq and is a predicted model, not a curated record.
AUGUAUUAUCAUUAAGUGUUGAAUACAAAUCAAAGUCAGACAUUUGCAAAUACAAUAAAUACUGAAAGAGUGAGAUGUCAAACUUAACAUUAUAAAGAGAACUCCAAUUCGUUUCUCUAUUAAUAACCGAUUUAAAAGUAAUAGUAAAACUUGAAUGAAUAGUUAUUAAUAUAAAAUUAAAAGGUAUUUAAAUAAAAUGAACAAUCUUAGCUUAGUGAUUAAAAUGUUAGAUUAUAAAACGAGUGUAAGAGACUAGAAUAUCAUUUGAAUUUAAUUUAACAGAAUUUUUAGCAAUUAAAAUAAUUGUACGAUUAAGAUUAAUUGGAAAUGCAACGUAUUACUAAUUUUUGCCAUCAACAAUAAUAAGAGCACAAUUCAAUGUAAACAACAAUAUUGGAUUUGGAAUAAGAGAACUUUUAACUUCAUCAUGAAAUUGAUCAUUAUCAGAAGAAUUUAAAAGCCUAAGAAUUUAUUGAGAAUUAGCGAAGAGAAAUUAUGAUUGGUUAAUAAAAAUUGAUAGAACUAUAGGAAGAGAUGAAAAAAGAAGUAGAACAAAUAAAACAUGAUCCUUUAAUGGAAAUCUUAGAAUUAUGGAGAGAUCGAGCCUUAAAAUCAUGUACAUAUAAUAGUCAAUAAUAAUAAUCAAAUAAAUUAAAUACAACAAAAGAGAAAUAUUAAAAGUUGACCAGGUUAACAAUGCAAGCUGCUGAAUUAUUAAGCUUUAAAUUAAAUUAUAAAUGA